AUGGUGAAGCAACGCAUGAGCACGGCCGAUGUGGCCGCCGAGGUCGCGUGUCUGCGCGAGAAGGUCGUCGGGAUGCGUCUCGCGAACGUGUACGACCUGGGCCCCAAAACCUUCCUGCUGAAGCUCGCGCGGUCCGCGGGCGGCGACAUCAACAAGGAGACGGAGAAAACCGUCGUGCUCCUCGAGUCCGGCACGCGGUUCCACUCCACCAAGUACGCCCGCGAGACCCCAGGCCACCCGGGGCCGUUUGCGCUCAAGCUGCGGAAACACGUGCGCGGCCGCCGCCUCGAGGACAUCCGGCAGCUCGGCGUCGACCGGAUCGUCGUGUUCACCUUCGGGCAGGGCGACAUGACGCACCACGUCAUCCUCGAGUUAUACUCCUCCGGGAAUGUCGUCCUGUGCAACGCCCAGUAUCAGGUCCUCGCGCUGCUCCGGAGCCACCGCGACGACGCCCAGGGCCUCGUGAUCAUGCCCAAUCGACCGUACCCGAUUCACGCGUGCCGACUCCGGGAGCCCUUCGACCCGGAGCGCGUCCGCGCGGCGCUGGUGCCUCCGCCCGUGAAGCCCGAGGCGGCUGAGGACGCGGCGGAGGCGGACGCGGGCGACGACGGCAAGAAAGCGCGUCGCAAAAAGAAGCGGCGCGACCCAGCGCACUUCGCGGCGCGACAGGCGGUGGCGGCCGCGCUCCCGUGGGGCCCGCAGCUCGCGGAGCACGUGUGUCUCCUCGCGGGCCUGCAGCCGGCCCGCCGGCUGGACGAGGCGCCGCUGUCGGGGGGGGAGUUCCAGGCUCUGGUAGAAGCAAUACGCUGGGCUGAGUCAUGGCUCGACGCCCGGUUCGCCGCGACGCCGCAGCGGCCGUUCGACGACGGCGCGGACCCCGCAGACGUCGAGGACGACGCCGCCGCGGACGACGACGCGUCCUCGGCCGCCUCCGACCACCCGGAUGGUUGCCCUGGUGGCAGGCCCAAGACGGGGUCUCGCGGCGGGGGGGCGGCGCCGCCCGGGUGGAUAUCGUCGCGGAAGGCGGGAGCAUGGGAGGACGUGGAUCCGAUACGGUUUCUGCAGCACGAGGCGCAGGGGCGGGAGUUCGAGGAGUUCGAGACCUUUGAUGAUGCGCUCGAUGAAUACUUUUCCAAGGUUGAGGAAGUGCGCGAGGAGCAGCGGCGCGCGCAGGCGGAGGCGGCGGUGCUGAGCCGGCUCGAGAAGAUCAAGGCCGACCAGGCCGCGCGGGCGCGGGCGCUCGAGGCCGAGGCUGCCAUGGCGGAAAAGAGAGCAGUGCUGGUCGAGGCGAAUCUGGAAAAGGUGGACGCGGCGAUCAAUGCGGUGAACGAGGCGCUGGCGGCGGGGAUGGACUGGCGGGACCUGGAGCGGAUGGUCGAGGACGAGCGAAAGGCCGGGAAUCCGGUGGCAGCGUUGAUAUCGAAACUCGACUUGGACCGCAACAGGAUCACGCUUCUUCUGCCGGACUGGGACGAGGUGGACGAGGAGGGCGUGGCGCCUGCGGGGCCGCCCGUGGACGUCGACCUGUCGGUCGGCGCGUUUGCGAACGUCGCGCUGCAGCACGGCAACAGGAAGCUGCGUGAAGAAAAGGCGGCGAAGACGAUGCAGGCGAACGAACGCGCGCUCGAAGUGGCGGAGAAGAAGGCGAGGGAGCAGCUGUCGCAGGUGCGGGAGAAGGCGACGAUCAAGACGGCGCGGAAGCCCUUUUGGUUUGAGAAGUUCAGUUGGUUCAUCACGUCUGAAAACUUCCUGGUUCUGUCGGGGCGCGACGCGCAGCAGAACGAGCUCCUCGUGAAGCGCUACAUGGGCCCGGGGGACGUCUACGUGCACGCAGAGCUGCACGGCGCGUCCUCGACCAUCGUCAAGAACCCAGAUCCCAGCCAGCCUAUUCCUCCCCUGACGCUGGCACAGGCCGGCUGCCAGUGCGUGUGCCGCUCCGCCGCGUGGGACAGCAAGGUCGUGACGUCCGCGUGGUGGGUCUACCCGCACCAGGUCUCGAAGACGGCGCCGACGGGGGAGUACCUCACGACCGGUUCGUUCAUCAUUCGAGGAAAGAAGAACUUCCUUCCGCCCUUCCCGCUCGUCUUGGGGUUCGGCUUCCUGUUCCGCCUCGACGACAGCAGCGUCGCGGCGCACCUCGGCGAACGCGCCCCCAAGACCCUCGACGCCCUCCGCGGCGAGGACGCCGCCGCCAUGGGCGCCAGCCUCGCGCCCGCCGGCAAGGUGGCCCGCGCCGACCCCGCGACCCGAACGACCGCCACAGACGGGGCCCCGCAGGGCGCCGACGCCGACGCGGGCGGCGCCAGCGACGCCGAAGACGUCGACCAGAUGAUCGCGGGCGCCGCGGACGACCUGUCGGCCCUUGACGCGCUGCUGGAGGAGUCCCCGGGGGGGGGUGAGAGGAGGGGGGAGUCCCGGGCGGCGCGGCCGGCCGACCCGCUCGCGGCGGCGAUGCUGGAUGGGCGGUACGGUCUGGACGAGAUCGGGGAGGAGGAGUUGCCGCCGGAGGUUGAGGAGGCGAUGAGGGCGAGGGAGGGCGCGGGGGGGUCGGGUGCGGCAGGGGCGCAGGGGCCUGGCGCCGCGGCGGGCGCGGGCGGAGGUGGGGAUUCGGAGCUCAAGGCUGCGCUGGACGCCGAGCGGGCGCGGCGGAAGAAGAAGGAGGACGCGAAGCAGAAGGAGAGCAACAAGCGCAGCCAGAAAGGGAAAUCCAAGAAGUCGGCGAAAUGGGCCGACCAGGACGAGGAGGAGAGGAACCUCGCCAUGGCCCUCCUGCGGUCGCAGGGCGAGAAGAAGGACCGCAAGCAGCGCAAGGAGGAGCGCAAGCAGCGCAUGACCGAGCGCGCCCUCGCCAAGGAGCGCGCGGAGGGCCGCGCCCUCCCGGAAACGAAGCCGGAGAUGGUUCUGGAGGCUGCACGCGCGGCGGGGCUCCGGGACGGCACGGAGGCGCGGCGGCACGGCGCACGGGCGGCCGGGACGGGCGACGGCGAUGCCACGGCGCAGGCGGAGGAGGGCGGGAGCCGCGCGGGGGCGUCGGAGGCCCGGGAGGCGGCGGCGAUGCGCGAGGUGCUGGAGAACGAGGGGGAGGAGGUCCUGCAUGACGCGGAGCGGGAGCGCCUGACUCAGUUGGACCUGCUGACGGGCGUGCCGCGCGAGGCGGACGUGCUGCUGCACGCGAUCCCGGUGUGCGCGCCGUACUCGGCGCUGCAGGGCUACAAAUACCGUUUGAAGGUUACGCCGGGAACGCAGAAGAAGGGCAAGGCUGGGCGGCAGGCGGUGGAGUUCCUGACCAAGGGCGUGGACGGCGUGACGGCGCGCGAGAGGGAGCUGAUCAAGGCGGUCACGGACGCGGAGCUUGUCGCGACGAUGGUCGGAAACGCCAAGCUGAGCAUGCCUGGGAUGGCGAAGCUGCAGACCGCCGCGAAACGUGCGAAGAAGAAGGCGGCGGGGAAGGGGCGCGGGCCGGACCCCGCGGACGCGUGA
Messenger RNA from Pedinophyceae sp. YPF-701, 3480 nucleotides. The record is from the annotation of a GenBank genome assembly. NCBI's taxonomy places the organism in Eukaryota, Viridiplantae, Chlorophyta, Pedinophyceae.